AGAAAGCUUCAGAUAAGGCCAGUCAUACUGAGUGCUUCCUCUUUUUGCCAUCUGCUGAUGGAACCAAGAUGACUGUCAGAUCGCUGUGGAGUCUGCUUUUGCUGUUAUUCAGAUGUACUGUACCUCUGUGGGCGAUGGACAUUUCUUGCAUAAACCAAGAUGGCAAGCCGGUUGACUGGUAUAUUCUUUAUAAAUUCCCAAAGUAUAUGCAUUAUAACGCUUCUGGAACUGGGCUUGAAUACAUGUUUAUGGAUUCCUUGACUCCAGUCUGGAAACAGAGUGAAUCUUUCAUCAACAUGACAGAGAGUGCUCUUGGACAAACUCUACAGCAACUCUAUGAAACUUACAAGUCCAAGAAGAACAGUACAGCCUACGUGCUCUACAAUGAUGGGCCACCUGACAAAAUGAAUUACAGUUGGACGCACGGACAUUCAAAAGGAUUUCUGCUCCUGGACCAAUCCCAAGGUUUUUGGGUCAUUCACAGUAUUCCUGAGUUCCCUCCAUUUCCUGAGGAUGGUUAUGGAUAUCCACACAGUGGGAAAUAUAAUGGACAGACAGUGAUCUGCCUGACAUUCCAACAUGAUCAGUUUGCAGAAAUAGACAAGCAACUCUUGUGCUACAACCCCAAUAUUUACAACUGUUCCAUACCAAUGGCCUUCCAAACAGAGCUCUUCAAUCUGCAAAGGUUGUGUGCUGGAUACAAGAUGCCUCCAGUCCCUUGGAAACAGCGACUCAUCAAACUCCAGUCAUCCCAGGGAGAAACACUCUUCAGCUUUGCCAAAACACAUAGAGAUCAUGAAGACAUCUAUGCAGCUUGGAUGGCACAGACACUGCAAACAGAUUUUCUAAUAGAAUCCUGGCAGCGCAAUGGACAUCGCCACUUCUCAAAUUGUUCUCUUCCUUAUCAUGUCUACAAUAUCAAACUGAUCCAGACACCAUGGAAUUCCUCCUUCUUCUCCUAUUAUGAUCAUUCAAAGUGGUGUGUUUCCUUGAAGCCUGAAGACCAAUGGACCUGCAUUGGGGAUUUAAACUAUGCAGCUCAACAAGCCAAGAGAAGUGGUGGCUUUGUUUGCACUCAAAAUCAGCAUAUUUACAAAGCCUUCAGGUCAUUGGUCUUCGGCUAUUAUUACUGUUGAACUUCAUGAAUAUAUGUAUCAGACUGAUAGCAAAUCUGCCAGAUUUCUAUGCCAAUCCUUUCAUAUAUUUUUCUAAACAAAGAUGUUUGUAGUCCCCAUUAUUUUAGAAAAACAGAAGUAUAUGACAUCUACCAAUACUGUCUUAACAGAUUAAACCUAUGUUAUUCUUGUAUUUACUCUACACCAAAUGUGGGGAACUUCAGAAGGUCUAGAGGCUAGUGUUUUGCCCUCAGACUUUCUAGGAGCAACUCAGGCCCCAUCUACACUGGCCAUUUAAUGAAAAUCAAACUGCAUUAUAUGGUCAUUGUAGACUCAUAUAAUGCAGUUUAACAAGCUGCAUUAUAUAAGUUUGCACUGACGAUAUAAUACAGUUCGAUCUGCAUUAAAUGGUCAGUAUAGAUGGGGCCUCAGGCUGGAUCUACACUGGCCAUGUAAUGUAGUUUCAAACUGCAUUAUUUGGCAGUGUUGAUGGGGCCAUAGACUGUCAAUAAUGCCAAAAGAAAGUACAAACAAAAUGAAAGUUAUCAAAAGUCCCAUUCUGGUUUUUAGAAGGGAAUACAGAUCAUUUUGAUGUUCAAAUUAAGAGAGUGACACAUUUUUAAAGUGCAUAUCAAGUCCUAAGCCAAGUCUACACCUGAUCCUUGUCCUAGGGCUAAAGUGAGCAUUCAUUCCUAAACUGGUUCUGCAUCACUAGAGGCAAAACAUCUGGUUUCUGUCUGAAAUGCCUUCAGGACCAAGAGCCAUACACCUCAUAAUUCUAAGGAGAAUUUGUUUCUACAAGGCGUAUACACUGUACUCACAUGGGAGCUUAGUUUACCUUAAUUUGGUAUAUACCAGCCUUCAGAGUGUGACUACCAGCACUUCCAAAUCCUCUGUGGUUUUUGAUCCCCACAUAUAUGAUUAUGUGCAUAUGUCCAUGCGUACUACUGAAUGUUGCCUCAGGUGACAUUCCUACCUCCCAACCAGUCCUUGGAUCAAUCCUGACUCUAAACUGGGUGGUAGUCCAGGCCAAAGACAGAAUAAAAAGAAGAAAAGAAUAAAAUAAAAACUGAGUUUUUCCUUUUUUCAAGAAAAAAGACCAGAUUGAAGAUGAGCUAGAGUUAGUACAUAUUAUAGUCUCAGAGUAUGAAAAUCUGCAUCUGGUGCUGAUUCAGGAAGGUUUAGAAAUUCAGAGCAGUUUUUCAGGAUAUCUGAUGUGUGGGACCAUGAGGUUUUUAAUAAUAUGCCUGGGACUGGUGAUGUAUUUGUGCUCACUGUCUACAACCUAUUUUUAUUCCUAUGAAUUCUCCCUGGAAAGGAAGCCAAUGACUCAUAGACCACCAUUGCUCAAGAGACUAUCACUAUUAAGGGAAAUUGUUUGGAGCUUAGAAAAAAAGCCUCUUCCAUGUGAGCCAAAAGUCUCAGUAAAUGCUGGGCUAUUAUGGUUCUGAAAUGCACAACUUGUAGUGAUUCUUCCUGCCACUUGCAUCCAGUCAUCAGCCAUAUCUGAAAUAUGGUUUCAAUCGUUUGUUUCUUGAAGUCCAGUGUGAGUGGUGUUUCCUCCAUGCCCCAGAAUAAUAAAGGAAUGAAAGUUGGAGAAGAACCUCCAUGGCUACAUGAUGAGACACCCAUUCAGUGCUCCAUAUGUGGGAUCACACAGAAGUAGAAAAGAAACUGAGAUAACAGGGAUAGACCCCAGUAUCCAAAUCUGGGGGAGUCCCUCCUCCAAGUCUACCUCUGGUCUUGCAACCUCAUCAGAUGGGCUUCUGGAAUUGCCAUGCAUCAUCACAAAUCUGCCGUUGCCCAUCGAUGGGCAUGGAGAACCCAACUCCCCAUGCCCCACAUCACCUAAUUUACUUGUGGCCCCAUCCCAUUGGGGAAGUGUCGGCCAUCCGGCUUCCCUCCAUUGAUCCAAUACAACAUGGGAAACCUCCUAUGUUGUCCCCAUGGUGGCAUGUACCUGUUCAUUUAUACUUUUGCCCGACCAUUUAUACAGAGCCCGACCAGAAGUAGCUGUACACCGUGGGAUGGGCUCCAUCACAAAAAGAUAGACAAUCUGGUACAUGCUACCAAAAAGUACCCCAUCUAAUGAGGCCGUUAGAGUUCCAAAAUCAUGAAUCAUUCUGGAAAUUCAUCAGAAAUAGAUCAGGAUGGGAGAUAUGUUGUACAGAUCUUUCAAUAUAUUCUGAUACAUUCGAACACAACUCCUGCCUUAGAUUUCAGAGGAAGCAAUUCAACAUAGGGUAUUUGUUUGUUUUUGGUUAGGAAAAAGUAAUCUGUGGGAGUCUGGGUUCCAAUUUCCACAGCUAGUUCUGGUCUAGGCUAAAACGACAAUAUAAAAAUAUUCCAAUAAUAGCAUUACACAUGCUGGAAGUAUAUGUGAGCUUGCAUCAUUUGCACAGUUGCUUGUUAACACAGAAUUAAAAGGUUGAUGUUAAUUCAGAAGAUGUGACUGCUUGACAUAAAUUUGGAUUGUAUAAGCCUAGCAAAUACCCUGCUUGAAGUAAUUAUAAACAUAUUUGUUUAGCAACCUAUAAUAUUAAAUUACUUGCUUGCUCAUUUGUAUACAAACAGCUUGGAAAUGCUUCCUCCAAAUGUGUCUGUACCUAGAAAAAUGUGUGGCAGAAAAAGGUCAUGCGGAAUAUCAGUGUUGUUUUAUGUUGAUUUCUAAACCUGAUUCUCAUAAAUGUUCAUUUAAAUGCC
This is a messenger RNA of Anolis carolinensis (green anole), 3818 nucleotides long. It is a transcript of the gene dnase2b, whose product is annotated as deoxyribonuclease 2 beta. The coding region runs from base 69 to 1136 and encodes 355 amino acids. The transcript is spliced from 6 exons. The record is from RefSeq and is a predicted model, not a curated record. Lineage: Eukaryota; Metazoa; Chordata; Lepidosauria; Squamata; Anolidae. Gene Ontology annotation, biological process: apoptotic DNA fragmentation. Gene Ontology annotation, molecular function: deoxyribonuclease II activity.